Molecule: messenger RNA, 598 nt
Organism: Meloidogyne enterolobii
Lineage: Eukaryota; Metazoa; Nematoda; Chromadorea; Rhabditida; Meloidogynidae
Source: the annotation of a GenBank genome assembly
CAAAAAAUAAAAAAAACAGUGAAGAGAUAACUUGCCUCUUUGCUGUUAUUAAAGGAAGAAAAAUAGAGUAGUAAUAGGGGCAGAUGGGAUGAAGAUUUUAAAAAAAAGACGUGAGCGACUGGCUGUUUUGUGUGGAGAGAGAAGAGAGGUGCUAGGCAAAGCGGUCGAAUAUUGCACCAAAGCGACAAUAAACAAUCGAUUAAAAAAAUUUUUUUAAAAAAAGUGACAGAAAAUAUCUGUUGGCGCCGGUCAGCGGGAGGACAUUUAUGUCACACGGGGGAGAAUAACAGGGUAUAACAGGGAAGGAGGGGGUAGGGAGGGGGGGGGAUAAAGACGCGUAAUAUCAACAAUAUUGCUUCCUUAGUUGGAUUAGAUUGAUGGUUGUUUUUAUCGUUUUUUAGCUUGAAAAGUUAGCUUUUCUAAAAAUGGAAUACAUUAACGUUGGGUCAGUUAAACCGAGAAAUAUAGCAAGUUUACACCUUUUAAUGACUUUUAAGAAAAAAACAAGAAUGUUUACAGUUACUGGGAAUUUUGCAAAUAUUAUUUUAUAUGUGUGGAGUUCUAAAUUAACAGAGAAAAAAAUAAAAUAGCUGAUAAG